AGCUCCAGGGUUCCAUGCCUGGUGGGAGGCUCCUUGGGGCCCUACCUGGGUUGUAGCUGCUGCAGGGGCCCUCCCCUCUCGGCUCCUCCCUCCGCCUGCUCCAGGCUGCUGAUUACCUGUCGGGAACUGGAGAGACCAGGAUUCCUCUUCCGCUCUUGCUGUUGUUAGGGGAAACAGACCAACCAUCUGCAUCUAGACCCGUCUGCCUCUCCCUCUCUCCCUUUUAAAUGAGUUCUUCCUGCCUGGAAUCUGUGACCCGUAUGUGAAGCUUUCGUUGUAUGUAGCGGACGAGAAUAAAGAAUUGGCCUUAGUCCAAACAAAGACAAUUAAAAAGACGCUGAACCCAAAGUGGAAUGAAGAAUUUUAUUUUAGAGUAAAUCCAUCUAAUCACAGGCUCCUAUUUGAAGUAUUUGAUGAGAAUAGAUUGACACGAGACGACUUCCUGGGCCAAGUGGACGUGCCUCUUAAUCACCUUCCGACAGAAGAUCCAACCAUGGAGAGACCCUAUACAUUUAAGGACUUUCUUCUGCGACCUAGAAGUCAUAAAUCUCGAGUCAAGGGAUUUUUGCGGUUGAAAAUGGCCUACAUGCCGAAAAACGGAGGUCAAGAUGAAGAAAACAGUGAGCAGAGGGACGACAUGGAGCACGGGUGGGAAGUUGUUGACUCAAAUGACUCCGCUUCCCAGCACCAGGAGGAGCUCCCUCCUCCUCCCCUACCCCCAGGGUGGGAAGAGAAAGUGGACAAUUUAGGACGCACUUACUAUGUCAACCACAACAACAGGAGUACACAGUGGCACCGGCCCAGCUUGAUGGACGUGUCCUCUGAGUCGGACAAUAACAUCAGACAGAUCAACCAGGAGGCUGCUCACCGGCGCUUCCGCUCACGGAGGCACAUUAGUGAGGAUUUGGAGCCUGAGGCCUCAGAAGGUGGUGGAGAGGGUCCUGAGCCUUGGGAGACCAUUUCAGAGGAAGUGAACAUGGCAGGAGACUCCCUCAGCCUGGCUUUGCCCCCACCACCUGCCUCCCCAGUAUCUCGGACCAGCCCCCAGGAGCUGUCAGAGGAGCUGAGCAGAAGGCUGCAGAUCACUCCAGAUUCUAAUGGGGAACAGUUCAGUUCUCUGAUUCAGAGGGAGCCCUCCUCGAGGCUGCGGUCUUGCAGUGUCACUGACGCCGUUGCAGAGCAGGCUCACCUACCACCGCCCAGCACCCCAACUAGGAGAGCACGUUCGUCAACUGUCACAGGUGGUGAGGAGUCAACGCCAUCAGUGGCCUAUGUACAUACUACGCCGGGCCUACCUUCAGGUUGGGAAGAAAGAAAAGAUGCUAAGGGACGCACAUACUAUGUCAAUCAUAACAAUCGAACCACAACUUGGACUCGACCGAUCAUGCAGCUUGCAGAAGAUGGUGCCUCUGGAUCGGCCACAAACAGUAACAACCACCUAAUCGAGCCUCAGAUCCGCCGGCCUCGUAGCCUCAGCUCGCCAACAGUAACUUUAUCUGCCCCACUGGAGGGUGCCAAGGACUCACCCAUACGCCGGGCUGUGAAAGAUACCCUUUCCAAUCCACAGUCCCCUCAGCCAUCACCUUACAACUCCCCCAAACCACAACACAAAGUCACACAGAGUUUCCUGCCACCCGGCUGGGAGAUGAGGAUAGCUCCAAACGGCCGACCCUUCUUCAUUGACCAUAACACAAAGACUACGACAUGGGAAGAUCCACGACUGAAAUUUCCAGUGCAUAUGCGGUCAAAAGCAUCUUUAAACCCCAAUGACCUUGGCCCUCUUCCUCCUGGUUGGGAAGAAAGAAUUCACUUGGACGGCCGCACGUUCUACAUUGACCAUAAUAGUAAAAUUACUCAGUGGGAAGAUCCAAGACUGCAGAACCCAGCCAUCACUGGUCCGGCUGUUCCUUACUCCAGAGAAUUUAAACAGAAAUAUGACUACUUUAGGAAGAAAUUAAAGAAACCUGCUGAUAUUCCAAAUAGAUUUGAAAUGAAACUACACAGAAAUAACAUAUUUGAAGAGUCCUAUCGGAGAAUCAUGUCUGUGAAAAGACCAGAUGUCCUGAAAGCUAGACUGUGGAUUGAGUUUGAAUCAGAGAAAGGCCUGGAUUAUGGGGGCGUGGCCAGAGAAUGGUUCUUCUUACUGUCCAAAGAGAUGUUCAACCCCUACUAUGGCCUUUUUGAGUACUCUGCAACGGACAACUACACACUUCAGAUCAAUCCCAACUCAGGCCUCUGUAAUGAAGACCAUUUGUCCUAUUUCACUUUCAUUGGAAGAGUUGCUGGCCUGGCAGUAUUUCAUGGGAAACUCUUAGAUGGUUUCUUCAUUCGACCAUUCUACAAGAUGAUGUUGGGGAAGCAGAUAACUCUGAAUGACAUGGAGUCUGUGGAUAGUGAGUACUACAACUCUUUGAAAUGGAUCUUAGAAAAUGAUCCCACCGAACUGGACCUCAUGUUCUGCAUAGAUGAAGAAAACUUCGGGCAGACAUAUCAAGUGGAUUUGAAGCCCAAUGGAUCAGAAAUAAUGGUAACAAAUGAAAACAAAAGAGAAUAUAUUGACUUAGUCAUCCAGUGGAGAUUUGUGAACAGGGUCCAGAAGCAAAUGAAUGCCUUCUUGGAGGGAUUUACAGAACUUCUUCCAAUUGAUUUGAUUAAAAUUUUUGAUGAAAAUGAGCUGGAGUUGCUGAUGUGUGGCCUUGGUGAUGUCGAUGUGAAUGACUGGAGACAACAUUCUAUCUACAAGAACGGCUAUUGCCCGAAUCACCCUGUCAUCCAGUGGUUCUGGAAGGCUGUGCUACUAAUGGACGCUGAGAAGCGGAUUCGGUUACUGCAGUUCGUCACAGGGACCUCCCGAGUACCCAUGAAUGGAUUUGCUGAACUUUAUGGUUCCAAUGGUCCCCAGCUGUUUACAAUAGAGCAGUGGGGCAGUCCUGAAAAACUGCCCAGAGCUCACACAUGCUUUAAUCGCCUUGACUUACCUCCAUAUGAAACCUUUGAAGAUUUACGAGAGAAACUUCUCAUGGCCGUGGAAAACGCCCAAGGAUUUGAAGGAGUGGAUUAAGGCCUCCUGCCUCUGGGGGUGCUGCCCAUCCAGCAAGUUCCGAGUGCACUUUUGCAUUUGCCUAGCAGACUUUUGCAGAGCCGGUGGCAGAGGCAGCUGCCUGGCCUGGCUCCGGAGCCCAGCCUCCUCCAGGCCCUGCCUGAGUUCCGCCAGAGAACCCAGCUCCAGCUCCAGUGCCCGCCUCUUUCACCACCAAUUCUCAACUGGUUGACGUGUACACUAAUUACAUUUCAGGAGGACUUGUUCUAUUUAUGUUGUGCCUCUGCAGGCAAAGCCCUUAAUAAAUAUUUUGCAUACUUUCUAAUGACAAUGAAUGGAAUUAAUCACUCUACAGGUAUAGUAUUACAACUCAUGUUUACUUUUUAAAAUGAUUUAGACCGAUUUUCAGAUUUUAUUUCAUUAAGAUGUCUCAUGUACUUGGAAAAGUGAGCUUUUUUUUUGUAAUUGAAUUUCAUACCAAGCUUAAUGUCAAUGGCGUUUUUAUUUUUGAAGUACUUUGACACUCCCACUCUCUAUUAGAAUUGGAAGACUAAUUUUUGUCCAAAAACCUUCUACAUACAAGUACUUUGAGAGAAUUUCAAAUAAAACAUUAAGCAUAAUGAUUUUUUUUUCCAUACUCAGAAUAAAAAUAAACUGGAUAAUACCUUUUUGUACAAAUUUCAAUACUAGCUACAGGCUUGGAGAAUUGUAACAUAGCAUGAUAUCUUUGUGUUCACGUGAAAGAAAUGACGCCAUUGUUCCUUAGAAGUAUUGGCAUACGCGGUCACACAUUUCAGAUAGGGUGGGACUGUCAUUUCUCAUCAGAAAUCCUUCCCCCUUCCUGUUGCUGUACAGAGAUCCCUUUCUUCUCUUUUCUCUUUGUUGUAUGUAGUAGAGACAUUUCCAGUGAAAUUCGGCGCUGCUUUAUUUCAAACUGAGGAAGCCAGAUCUAGUGGUCUCUCAUCUCUGUGUUUGCUAAACAGAAACUAAAUAACCAGUUCUAACUGCAGCAAUUCUGAAGGCACUUUAUAUCCUACACAGUCAUAUCUGGUUUUGUUUUCAUUUCUUCUCAUAAACAUUAAAUGAUGAUCAUUUUCCUUCCCCGCACACAUCUUUCUGGUGCAAUAUAUAUCCGUUGUAAAUCUGGCUGCUGGUGUAUAAAAACCGGGAUGUAAUGCUGAGCCUAUAUACCUGUCUUCUCCAAUUGUUUUGUCAUUUCUACUCAACAACAAGGAUUUACUUACUAUACACUUAACUAAGUUUUGUUACGUAUCGUAUGACCUGUUGCAUGCUUCGAUACUGUAUACUGCCUGAGUCAUGUCUAUUGUGUGCUAAUUUUAAAGUGAGCUAGAAGACCCAGUGGGAUCCACUGAGCUCAAGCUGCGUAGCUGGCAGUGGUGGAAGUGUGAGGGUGUCUGCAGUGUGUAAGUGUCCAUUACAGAAUUCUGUCAUUUCUGAGAAGAUGCCUGAGACAGUAUGGGAGUUCAGCAUCCCUGCUGUCCUUUUAACAUGUGUUGUCCUAGACCCUGUCAUGGAAGUUAGGUGACACCAGAUAUUUUGAUCUCUUCCCAGUUGUGGAUAAGACAAAAAGACUGUGGUUUUGAGGUCUCUGUGGGGGCCAUGGGAGAAGCUGUGGACAUUUGUGGUUGUGACUGUGUUGUCUGAAAGAGUACAGAGAGUACUGAAGUUCCAGAGGUGGAUUCCUACCACACUUGAGUAUUGGCUUCCUUCCACGUGGUAUUAAGUGAUUAUAAAAUACAUUUAACACUCAUAUUUUUUGCCUUUUGGUGAGAUUUCUUUUCUCCCUUUGGUUAACAGAUGUGGGGGGGGGGUCUCUUUUUGUAACCUUCCUAGUCCAGAGCCAUUUCUUGGUUACAAAUCGUGCCAAAGCCUGUGCUAAGCAGUGUGCUUUGAUAAGGGGCAAAACCAAAUCUAGUCUAAGAACAAGGGUUGUUCUAUGAUUCUGUAAGCUCUAUAUUGAAUCACACUAUUCAUUAAGUGCAAUUAGGCCAAGUAUUAAAAAUUCGCAAAGAGCCAGUGAGAUGGCUCAUUGGGUCACGGUGCUUGCCACCAAGCCUAACAACCUGAGUUCAGUCCCCAGGACACAAAUGGUGGAAGGCAAGAACUGACUCCCAAAAGUUGUCCUCUGACCUUUACACACUCACACGUAAAUAUAAUAAAAUCAUUAAAGGAAAGAAAAUAGGAAAAAAUGAAACUUACUUUUAUCAUUUCCUAAACCAAGAGCAGAAAAGAGUUACUGCUGUGUACUCCUGGGAAUACUUGAAAGGCAGGUCGCUUGCCCCUUAGUAAUACUGACUUUAAUAGCUAUUGCUGGAUUUGGGAGUUGGUUUGUUAACAAAAUCAGAACAGUUCACUAGCUUCCCUGGGGAGGUCCAGUUUGUGAAGUUUCACUUCUUGCCUAAGAUGGUUUCAUGUCUUCUUGUCUCCAGAUCUCAAUGCCCAUGCCCAGUCAUAACAUAAUUAUAAGUGGCAUUAGAGUGCAUGCUCUGCUCAGGGGCAGGUUGCAAAGUCAUUCCUUGGGCCUCCCCAUUCCCCUAGUGGGGAGGAGGGUGGUACUGCUCAUCCUUCUUGUCCCAACAGACAUACUAUUCUGUGCCCAGGGGGUCUCUCUGUUGCCUGCUUCCUUCUGAGCUGUAGUGAUCAUGUAAUCCUGCCUCCUUGGAUCCCUGCAUACAAUAGUUGUUGUAAACUAGUCACCUACAGGUUAUGAAAUGGGUUCCAGGGCUCUUACUGCAUUGUGGGAAAAGCUUUGAGCAUCAUGUGGCUACCUUUGUGUUUUCUGCCCCUGCCCCCCUUUAGUCUGUGAAUAAGUCUAGAUUAAUCUGCUGCCUCCAGAACAGGUGGUGGGAGGCAUCUUCAUUACACUUUCCUUGUCUGUCUGAAACAUGCAUCAUUCUUUACCUUUCCGUAGCCAGUCCUCUAACAAAUCAUAAGAACCAGAGACAGGUACUUUAUUUUUGUUUCCAUGGCUAAAGAUGUAGCUUAGUGGCAGAGUAUUUGCCUAGCUUGUACAAAGCCCUGGGUUUGAUCCCCAUUGCUGAAGGGGAAUAAGAAAAAUUUUUUUAAAAAUCUAUCCCCAAGGACUUUGAUUAGAAGAUAGCGUGUAAUCCCUAAAUUCACAUAGCAAAUUAUGUCCAGUGACUUGACAUGAAUUGUUCCUCCCAUAUAAGGACCCUGUAGCAGAUUUUGGCAAAUGGCUUGCAAAACAUUUGAACCAGCUGCUCCAUGUCAUGUACUGUUGUUGCUCUUUGAUCUUACUAGAUUCCAUUUUGUUCUCUUCAGAGUCAAGUUCAUAUCGAGCAGCAUCUAAUGUUCUCUCAGUUACCAUAUUUUUUUUUACUUUUCCUAAUAGUCUUGUAUCUCACCUCUGAAAGUCUACAAGAGCCUAGGUUCAUCAGCUGCCCAGCUCCCCACUGGACUAGCUCUGUUCUUUCUGUCCUUUUCCUUCCUUACCUUGUCUCACUCAGCACCCAAAGGGAAAUGCUGUCUGUUGUCAUUAGCUUCCUGGCCAGUAGGGGUGCUGGUGUGCAGGGUCACCGCCUGCCCUGCUUCCUGUCCAGCCUCCAGAAGACCACAUACUACCUCUGUCUCAUUCAGGCAUUGGGGUAUAUCCUAAGUCAUGUCAAAACUGCCAAUUUCAGGACUGGGAUGUGUUUUAAAAAAAAACUUAUAAACUCCACUUUGUACUUUAGAUUUUAAAACUGGGAAGAAAAUGUGAUACACCUUGGACCACUUUUUUUCAUUUAUAUAAGCCUUAAUGAACAGUGUAUAUACACGUGUGUAUGCACACACCACCCCAGAGUGUUUUCAGUGUGUCAGAGUAAAGCUAUAGUUUCAAGACAUGAGCCUGUAUAGUGUUUUCUAGAAAAGGGGUAGUUUCCUGUUGGUAUGAAAUUCUCCAAGAAAACUUCUCAUUUGGCGUCUAUCCUUUGUUUAAAAAAUGUUAAUAGUCCAAGCAGUGCAUGUUUGGAAUGCAUGUCCCUUGAUUGGUUUUAUGUUUGUAAAGAGUAAUGGUAGGAAUCUAAGGACAUCACUGUUGGUGCCUGACCUCUAGUGUCCUGCAUUUGCCACCAUGUAUCCGUGCAUUGAACGCGUUUCCCGUAGCCAUAAUCUGUGUCAACAGAUGUCUGUAUCCCUGUCUCAUACUCAGACUGAUUUUACCAACAUUGUCAGUUUCCUCCAUGUUAACUCUGUGUGACUUCGUCUUUCCUUUGCUACCCCACAUGUAACAUAUAUACAUAUAUACAUGUGUAUGCUGUCCAAAUAUAUAUGUAUAUAUUUGUAUAGCAUUUUUACACCUUUAUGAGUAAUCUGGAUUCAAAAGGGAAUAAGACUUUAGUCCCUUCUACAGUUUUCUCUUGUGUCCUGAGAAUUCUGACCCUCAGAGCCUGUUAUCAAAUGAAAACAUGGGGGAAGAAAAUAUGGUGACUUCAAAGGUGAAAAGAAUUUCAAGCAUUCCAAAUGAAUUCUCAGUGUUUCAUAACUUUUUAUUAUAACCCCACCUCCUAACAAAGCCAAGUGCUAUUUGAUACAAUGGUCAAAAACCAAACUACCUUGACUUUUUUUUAAGACAACUUAAUGGAUAAUGCUCAUUUUCACAAUCAGAAGAGCUUUAACUUAUGGUUGAAUUUGAUAUAUGCAGGAAAAGUUUUAAGGACAAGUCCUUUCUUUGCUUUCUUCUGGAGAGAUCUAAAGAGAAAUUGUAGCUUGUUUUCCUGACAGCAAACGAAAAAAUGUGACAAAAUGAAGUCGUUGUAAAGCAGUGAUGCAACUUGUCAAAUAUUUAAUAAAGAUAUGGAAGCUGGAACAUUUCCUACAUCAA
This is a messenger RNA of Nannospalax galili (Upper Galilee mountains blind mole rat), 7883 nucleotides long. RefSeq names its product NEDD4 like E3 ubiquitin protein ligase (gene Nedd4l). Lineage: Eukaryota; Metazoa; Chordata; Mammalia; Rodentia; Spalacidae. The record is from RefSeq and is a predicted model, not a curated record. Gene Ontology annotation, biological process: ubiquitin-dependent protein catabolic process; regulation of dendrite morphogenesis. The transcript has 30 exons. The coding region runs from base 494 to 3061 and encodes 855 amino acids. Gene Ontology annotation, molecular function: protein binding; sodium channel inhibitor activity; ubiquitin protein ligase activity.